This is a messenger RNA of Andrographis paniculata, 897 nucleotides long. RefSeq lists its product as uncharacterized. The transcript is spliced from 2 exons. NCBI's taxonomy places the organism in Eukaryota, Viridiplantae, Streptophyta, Magnoliopsida, Lamiales, Acanthaceae. The record is from RefSeq and is a predicted model, not a curated record. The coding region runs from base 202 to 897 and encodes 231 amino acids.
ACAAUUUGUAAGAAACGUAAGAUUGCUUUCUGUUUGCAGCAUACUCAACCCAAGUCAAGUCAACUCAGCUCAGCUUAAGCUUCAAUUAAUAAUUCGAUAAUGGCACUUCCUUCCUUAUAAGCAAAAGAUUUCGAAGCUCAGGCAUAUAAGCAACCGAAUUGUUGUUCAUCUUCAAUGGAAAUAUUUGUGUAAACUGAAGAAAUGAUGUUUCAGAAAGAAUACCUUGACCUCGUUUUGGUUCCUGGCGGCCUUUUCAUCAUGUUUACGUAUCACCUAAUCCUCCUCUACCGAUGCCUCCAGCUUCCGCACACCACUGUAAUUGGAUUCGAGAACAUCGACAAGCAAAUUUGGGUGGAGAAAAUUAUGCAGUCUGAAAACAGAGACGUGAAAACGGCGCUGGAUGUCAUUUCGUCGAACAUAUCGGCGGCAACGUUCUUAGCGUCGGUGUCUCUGACUCUGAGCGCGCUGAUCGGCGCGUGGAUAGCCAACAACUCCAACAUUUUCCAGAGCGAGCUGAUCUACGGCGACACUCGAGCCUCAACCAUGUCGAUCAAGUACAUAACUCUCCUUAUUUGCUUCCUCCUCGCAUUUUCCUGCUUCGUCCAGUCCUCCAGGUGCUUCAUCCACGCCAAUUACCUCAUCAGCACCCCCGACAGCGACAUCUCCACCGAAUACGUGGCAUUGGCGGUCAUUCGGGGCGGCGAUUUCUGGUCGAUCGGACUCCGAGCGCUCUACUUCGCCACCGCGUUGUUGCUCUGGUUUUUCGGUCCGAUUCCGAUGUUCGCCACGUCCGUUGCUAUGGUGAUGCUCCUCUAUUAUCAGGACAGAGACACCGCUUCCAUGAAGAAGAUCCGAUCGCGAAAUGUAAAACAAUUUGAAGUUCAUCACACCGAGUGA